This is a messenger RNA of Penicillium alfredii, 777 nucleotides long. RefSeq lists its product as uncharacterized. The record is from RefSeq and is a predicted model, not a curated record. Gene Ontology annotation, molecular function: DNA-binding transcription factor activity. Gene Ontology annotation, biological process: response to xenobiotic stimulus. Bases 1 to 777 code for a protein of 258 amino acids. The transcript has 2 exons. Lineage: Eukaryota; Fungi; Ascomycota; Eurotiomycetes; Eurotiales; Aspergillaceae.
AUGUUCGCCUCUCGAUGCCUCCUCAUCGCCCUGGUGGCAAUCCUCCUCCCCUCCACCAGCCUCAGCGGGGCCAUUUUCUCGACAUGGCCAAGUAGCAACCCACAAACGCCUCUCGAGGGGCCCGGGUGUGACGGAUCGGGGGUGGUUGACCCAGACGGACGCUGCAAUGGCAACGGACUCAUCGACAACCCGGCACCGCGGGACCGCGAGGGAUUCAAGUUCGAGAACCCGUCGACGGACUGCGAGUACGUGUCGCAGAUGCAUAUCUGGGAUUCGUUCAAGGAUCUGGAGAAGGACAUGACCAAGCUGUUUACGUUGAUCCACAAGAACGUGAGCUUCACGGUGGUUGGUCACCACCCGAUUGCCGGGCAUUACUUCGACCUGAUGCAUUUUUAUGUGAAUGCGCUGCGUCGCGUGAGCGUGCUAUUCUUUGACCAUGCCGACAAGUUCGAGAUUCACCCUCAGGCUAUUCAUGGUGGGUGUAAUAGUCGGUGGUCAGUGCAGGAGGUCCAGUUCAAGGGUGUGAUGAAUUCUGGUGAUGAUUUCGAUAUUGUCAACGUGUGGGUGACGCGAUGGUACCGGGGCCAAAUGGUCGAGAUCCGCACGUAUAUCGACGCCGCGCGAAUCAUGGAGGCCCUGCAUAAGAAUGAGAUCUGGUGGAAUAGCACUACCUUUCGUGAUAACCACCAGUUCAUGCCUGGACCAGCAGGCAUGCCAGACAUUAAAGCGUUGGAGGGUCUAAUGGGAUAUCCUGAUGGGAGCAAAUACGACGACUGA